AUGGCAGAAAAGGAUAAAUCAAAAGUGAAUACUCAAACAAAAUACAUUCCGAAGGACGCUCAAGUGAUAAUGUCUAUCAUGAAAGAAGUGGGAAUAACCGACUAUGAACCUCGUAUAGUGAAUCAGCUUCUCGAAUUUACAUACAAGUACGUCACGUCGAUAUUAGAUGAUGCUCGUGUAUUCGCUAAUCAUGCAAAAAAGAAGACUAUAGACCUGGAUGAUGUGCGACUGGCAGUACAGAUGCAACUAGACAAGUCUUUUACCAGCCCACCACCUCGAGAGGUGCUCUUGGAAAUAGCCAGGGUGAAGAAUGUAAAUCCCUUACCACUUAUAAAACCCCAUUGUGGAUUAAGAUUGCCCCCUGACCGUUAUUGUUUAUCAUCUUGUAACUACCGCAUUAAGGCUACUGCCAAGAAAGUGGUUACAAAACCAUCAGUACCAGCACCAAUGCCAAUCAAGACUGUCACUACAGCCAAACCAUCUCCAAGCCAACAGAAUGUUGUUGUGAAGCGUACCCCUGGAGCCAUUGUUAAUGUUUCAUCAUCUAAGCCUAAUGUUAUUCCAAAACCUGUGCUGAAAUUUACAUCUAGCAGUAAAGUUGUUGCAAAACCAGCAGUUCGUGUAACAGCAGGACCAUCUUCACAAGGACCAGUCAAAAUGGAAGUAGAUGACCAAACAACACAGAAAAGAAAGCGAGAGGAUGAUGACUAUGACAUAUAA
Diatraea saccharalis (sugarcane borer) is the source of this 720-nucleotide messenger RNA. NCBI's taxonomy places the organism in Eukaryota, Metazoa, Arthropoda, Insecta, Lepidoptera, Crambidae. The record is from the annotation of a GenBank genome assembly.